GCCGCGGGCGCACGUGACAGGGCGGGUGCCAUGGCGGGCGCGGGGGCGGCGCGCGGCUCCCCAGAGCUGGCCGGGGCCGCGGGGCCGCCGGGCCGGGCGGAGCAGCCGCCGCCGCCGCCGAGAGCCGCCGCGAUGUCGUCCGUCGCCUCCUACGAGAGCCUGGUGCACGCCGUGUCCGGCGCCGUGGGCAGUAUGACUGCAAUGACUGUAUUUUUUCCUUUGGAUACAGCUAGGCUUAGACUUCAGGUUGAUGAAAAGCGGAAGUCAAAGACAACACCGGCUGUCCUUUUGGAAAUAAUCAAAGAGGAAGGCCUGUUGGCACCGUAUCGAGGAUGGUUCCCUGUUAUCUCCAGCCUUUGCUGCUCCAAUUUUGUUUAUUUUUAUACAUUUAAUAGUCUUAAAGCCCUCUGGGUCAAAGGUCAGCAUUCAACCACUGGAAAAGACUUGGUUCUUGGGGUUGUUGCAGGAGUAGUGAAUGUACUCUUGACCACCCCUCUCUGGGUAGUGAACACACGCCUGAAACUGCAGGGAGCAAAAUUCAGAAAUGAAGACAUUGUACCAACCAAUUACAGAGGCAUAAUAGAUGCCUUUCAUCAGAUAGUACGAGAUGAAGGAGUCUUAGCUCUGUGGAAUGGUACUUUCCCCUCCUUGCUGCUGGUCUUCAAUCCUGCCAUACAGUUUAUGUUUUAUGAAGGCUUUAAACGAAAGCUUUUGAAAAAGCAGCUGCAACUCACAUCUUUGGAUGCUUUUGUCAUUGGUGCAAUAGCCAAAGCAGUUGCCACCACCCUCACUUAUCCUCUGCAGACAGUACAGUCAAUUCUGCGGUUUGGACGUCACAGGUUGAACCCAGAGAACCGAACACUGGGCAGUCUUAGAAAUGUUCUUUACCUUCUUCAACAGAGAGUGAGGCGUUUUGGAUUAGUGGGACUCUACAAAGGCCUUGAAGCAAAGCUCCUGCAGACAGUCCUUACUGCUGCUCUUAUGUUUCUGGUGUAUGAGAAACUGACUGCAGCAACCUUCACAGUCAUGGGCUUAAAGCACUCGCGCAGACAUUAAAGAGGAACCUAUGCCAAAGAUUCUGGGCUCUAGAAAACACAUUGCAUUUCUGAGACCUGGCUGGGUAAACAAAGGGUCCUCACUUUCUCUGCUUCUCUUUUUAGCCACCUUUAUCUCCAGUAUUUGGAGAAAUCUGGAAUAUGCUCAAUGGGACCUGUUGCCAUGAAUUCAGGGAUAGCCCAUUCCCUAUUGUUCUGUGUACUCACCGUGUUAAGAAAAAAAAACAGAGACCUUAUUUAAGCACUUGACAUGAAAUUUAAACUAUUAAGUGAUUUGGUUAUUUAGUUGAUAUUCUUGGCAAGAAUGAUUAUCUCCCACUAUACUUUCUUCUUUGCCCUCAAAUUGUCCUCAACUAUUCUUGUAUCUUUAUCUUCUGUCAGCAGCUGGUGGGGGCUGGUUUUGUGUUAUUUUCCUUGACCUGUGUUUGUCACUUCUUAUUCAGUUCAUUAAAAUAAUUCAUAAAGAAUAA
Molecule: messenger RNA, 1525 nt
Organism: Motacilla alba alba
Lineage: Eukaryota; Metazoa; Chordata; Aves; Passeriformes; Motacillidae
Gene: SLC25A17
Product: solute carrier family 25 member 17
Exons: 9
Coding region: 31-1056 (341 amino acids)
Biological process (GO): transmembrane transport
Cellular component (GO): peroxisomal membrane
Molecular function (GO): FMN transmembrane transporter activity; FAD transmembrane transporter activity; ADP transmembrane transporter activity
Source: RefSeq, a predicted model, not a curated record